AAAAGAACCUGGAAGGCAGGCACACACCUGUAGAGGUGGCUCAGUUCUCUUGCACGUGACACUGACGCCACUGCCGCAUGUCGCGCAAGGCGACUUCACCUUACAUCAUCAGCCUCAUCAGCCUUGUGGAAUCGCGUGCCUUUGACUCGAUUUCCUCCCAUCCGGCGUUAUCACCAUCACCUCUGUUCUUCACGCGCCGCGAUCAAAAUGUCAACUACCGCACCGGAGACCGCUGAACAAGCGCCCACGGCGCCCACGGCGCCCAACACGCAAGAGACGACAAGCGAUGCCGCCGCUGCCCCAGCUGACGCCGCGGCUGUCCCCGAGGCAGUCGCGCCCGGCCCAGAGCCUAAGGCCAUCACCCGCAAAGACAUGUCUCUCCGCGAGUUCUUGACCAAGAUGGACGACUAUGCGCCCAUUAUCCCCGACGCAGUCACAAACUACUACAUGACCAAGGCCGGCCUCCCCCCACCACCGCAGACCGACCCGCGCCUGGCGCGCCUGCUCGCUCUAGCAACGCAAAAGUUCAUCGCCGAUAUCUCCGCAGACGCAUAUCAGUACAGCCGCAUCCGCGCCUCCAACUCCAACGCGAAUAACCCCAUGGGCAACCUCGGUGCCGCGGCGGGAUUCCCCAUCCCGGGCCAACCCACAGGUCCAGCCGGCGCAAAGGACCAAAGUCGCGGAGGACCCCUCGGUAUCCAGAGACCUGGCUAUGGCGGCGGUGGACAGGGCGGCAGCCAAAACAGGACCGUUCUCACCAUGGAGGACCUCGGCAUGGCCGUCGGCGAGUAUGGAGUCAAUGUCAAGAGAAGUGAGUUUUAUCGAUAAGGGGGGAAUUAUCAAAGCAGCCGGGAGCUGCCAAAAAAAAAAAAUUUGGGCUGGUGUACAUAUAUCACGGCGUUGGACGGGCUUGGGUAUGGCGUCUACGGGGUUUUACAUGACCGGGAGCUUCGGCUUUGAACGAGCACUACGUAGAGGUGCUCGAAAGGUUACACGAUAUGGAUAUCCAUAAACCUAGCAGAGGGUCGUCAACGGCACAAGGCCCCAAAUUCUUAU
Molecule: messenger RNA, 1056 nt
Organism: Colletotrichum godetiae
Lineage: Eukaryota; Fungi; Ascomycota; Sordariomycetes; Glomerellales; Glomerellaceae
Product: transcription initiation factor TFIID 23-30kDa subunit-domain-containing protein
Exons: 2
Coding region: 208-828 (206 amino acids)
Biological process (GO): transcription initiation at RNA polymerase II promoter
Cellular component (GO): nucleus; transcription factor TFIID complex; SAGA complex
Molecular function (GO): RNA polymerase II general transcription initiation factor activity; promoter-specific chromatin binding
Source: RefSeq, a predicted model, not a curated record